UUAUUUUGUCUUCACAGGUUUUAAAAAUGUGUGGAUUGAUGAUUGAUGUAGGAAAGAGUUAUGUGGCACAAGAGAGGUGAGAUUGACAUGACACAUACCAAUCUGCGUAUUUGGAAGUAUUGAUCAUUAUGGAUUAUUUGAGUCAGUUCACUAACAGUCUCUGGGACCUGAGCAGUUACUUCCGAGAUGUUGCAGAUGUUGUGGUCUGCCUUAACAAAUUAAUCCAUGCACUUCAAGAAAUGAACAAGUUUCAUUCCAUUUACCUGGAUCAAGCAUCCCGAACCAUCCUAAAGAAUCUCAUGUCGUUCAUUAAAGGGGUUAUAAAAGGUGUGCGCGAAUCUCAUCAUUACUUUGAGAAGAUCUCAGUGGAUCUGGAUGGUGCCUUGUCACGAAACUCGCAAGCGCCACGUAGUCGCCACACAGAGGCGGAGGAGGCACAGAAUCUGCUUUGUGCGACACGUUCAUGUUUUCGUCACACAGCUCUUGAUCAUGUGUACUGCCUCAGUGCUCUACAGGCAAAGAAGAAACCUGAAGUUUUAGGAACGGCAAUUCCAUCUUCUUGGAUCUGCUCUUAACCUUCAGUUGAUAAAAGUGUUCAGUUUGCGGAUGAUUGUGUAUGGUAAGGUGGUCAUGUAUUCUUUUUGGUACUGAUCUAGCAUUUGUAUAGAGUGGAGAAAACAAGACACCUCGGUGUGGGCCAGUAAUAGCACCUGGGACUUCCAGAAUAUAAAGCAGGAAGUUUAACUGUUGAACUGAGGAAAAUGACUGAAAAAACUGUGGAUAUUUGAUGUGACUGAU
Molecule: messenger RNA, 798 nt
Organism: Cryptotermes secundus
Lineage: Eukaryota; Metazoa; Arthropoda; Insecta; Blattodea; Kalotermitidae
Product: arf-GAP with coiled-coil, ANK repeat and PH domain-containing protein 2-like
Exons: 3
Coding region: 129-575 (148 amino acids)
Cellular component (GO): cytoplasm
Molecular function (GO): protein binding; GTPase activator activity
Source: RefSeq, a predicted model, not a curated record